GCAAUGUCGAAGCCGCCCAUUGCCAACCUGCGCGACAUCUCCGUUGCCGCCCCCUCCAUCUUCCGCCCGCGCCUCGUCCUCCGUUCCGCCGCUCCCCCCACCGAGGCCAACCCAGAGCUCGCCGCCCUCAACAUCGACACCGUCUUCGACCUCCGCUCCGGCCUCGAAGUCGCCCACUCUCCGUCGUCCACCUCGACCGACUACGAGUACUCUGAGCAGUGGCCCGGCGGCCCCCGUCGCGUCCAUGCGCCCGUCUUCGCAGACACCGACUACGGCCCCGAGGCGGUCGCUCUGCGCUUCCGCGAAUACGCCUCGGCACAUCCCGUCCUCGGCUUCGUCAACGCAUACCGCUCCAUCCUGAAAUCAGGAGCACCGGCCUUUGCGACGGUGCUCAAGUAUCUGGCGUCCGACGAGUGGGAUCCCGCUGCCGAGAGACCCAUACUGGUGCACUGCACCGCGGGCAAGGACAGGACGGGCGUGCUAUGCGCCCUGAUACUGAGCUUGUGCGGUGUCCCCGACGAGGACGUGGCAAGGGAGUAUGGACUCACGACGGAAGGGCUCAAGGAUGCGAAGCCGAGGCUGGUCCAGCGGUUGCUCUCCAUGCCAGCCUUUGACGGUGAUCCAGAGGGCGCCGAGAGGAUGUUGAGUUCAACACCAGAGAGCAUGAUGGCUACAUUGGCCAUGCUUCGCGAAGAAUGGGGCUCAGCUGAGCAGUACAUGAUCGACGAGUGCAAACUCACGCCAGAGACAGUUGCUCGUCUCCGACAAAAGCUCGUUGUCGCUAACUAA
Messenger RNA from Trichoderma reesei QM6a, 789 nucleotides. RefSeq lists its product as uncharacterized. The coding region runs from base 4 to 789 and encodes 261 amino acids. The transcript is spliced from 2 exons. The record is from RefSeq and is a predicted model, not a curated record. Gene Ontology annotation, biological process: dephosphorylation. Gene Ontology annotation, molecular function: phosphoprotein phosphatase activity. Lineage: Eukaryota; Fungi; Ascomycota; Sordariomycetes; Hypocreales; Hypocreaceae.